Molecule: messenger RNA, 2352 nt
Organism: Saccharomyces eubayanus
Lineage: Eukaryota; Fungi; Ascomycota; Saccharomycetes; Saccharomycetales; Saccharomycetaceae
Gene: NAB3
Product: Nab3p
Exons: 1
Coding region: 1-2352 (783 amino acids)
Molecular function (GO): RNA binding
Source: RefSeq, a predicted model, not a curated record
AUGUCAGAAGAAAACGAUAACAUUGAGGUUCAAGAUGUUCCCUCUCCCGAACAGUCUAUGGGUAGCGACUCUAACGAAAACGAGUCGAUGAACAACAUUAACGACGAUGAGCAGAGCGAAUCUAAUGAUCAGGAAGAAGAACAGGAAGCCGAAAGAGAGGAAGAAAAUGAAGAACAACAUGAACUGGAAGAUGUAAAUGAUGAAGAAGAGGAAGAAAAGGAGGACGCAGAAGGGGAGGAGGAGGAGGAGGACGAGAAUGAGGAAGGAGAGGAGGAAGAGCAAGGAAAUGGCAACAGUUCUGCAGAAUUAGAUAGUUCUAGCGAAGACGAUGAUGACGAGGAGGAGGAAGAGGCGGAGGAAGAAAGCGAUAAACCUAAAGAUGAUCAAGCAGAGAGCACUAGUAUGAAUAGUCCAAAUGAAGAAUUACAAACAGAACAAACUGGCGCUGAUACAGCUGGGAACGAAGUAAGUGGUGAAGAAAAUGAGAAUACUCAAUCAGUUAACAUGGAAAAUGUUAAUUAUGAGCUUCUACAGAAGCAAGUCAAAUAUAUCAUGGACAGUAAUAUGCUAAAUCUACCUCAGUUCCAGCACUUACCACACGAUGAAAAAAUGUCUGCCAUCUUGGCAAUGCUAAAUUCAAACUCUGAUACAGCUCUUUUUUCACCUGUGCAAGAAGCUCCUGUCGCGACGGCUGGAACCAUGGCCCCAGCCCCUACAGGUAGUGCCAAAAACAUCGACCAAAGAAAACCUCCAUUAUCGGAUGCUCAAAGACGUAUGAGAUUACCCAGGGCUGAUUUGUCUAAACCAAUUACCGAAGAGGAACACGACCGUUACACUGCUUACUUGCAUGGUGAAAAUAAGAUUACAGAAAUGCAUAAUAUUCCACCCAAGUCAAGAUUAUUUAUUGGUAAUUUACCACUUAAGAACGUGUCCAAGGAAGACUUGUUCAGAAUUUUCUCUCCAUAUGGUCAUAUCAUGCAAAUAAACAUCAAGAACGCCUUCGGGUUUAUUCAGUUCGAUAAUCCCCUAAGUGUAAGGGACGCCAUUGAAUGCGAAUCACAAGAAAUGAACUUCGGCAAAAAAUUGAUAUUGGAAGUUUCCAGCUCUAACGCCCGUCCACAAUUUGAUCAUGGUGAUCAUGGCACCAAUAGCAGUUCCACGUUUAUUUCUUCUGCUAAACGCCCAUUCCAGACCGAAUCUGCCGAUAUUUACAAUGAUGAUAACGGUGCUAAUUUCAAGAAGUCCAAAAGACACACACCUUCAUGUGUUAUAUAUGUUAAAAGAACCGCGGACCGUACUUAUGCCAGUGAGGUAUUUAACAGAUUUAGGGAUGGUACCGGUUUGGAAACCGAUAUGAUUUUCUUAAAGCCAAGAAUGGAAUUAGGCAAAAUGAUUAACGAUGUCGCAUAUGAUGGUGUAUGGGGUGUUGUAUUAGUCAACAAAACGCAUAAUGUUGAUGUUCAAACUUUCUAUAGAGGUUCACAAGGCGAAACAAAAUUCGAUGAGUAUAUUAGCAUCUCUGCUGAAGAUGCGGUUGCAAUUUUUAAUAAUAUCAAAAACAAUAGAAAUAGUUCCCGUCCCACCGACUACCGUGCCAUGAACCAUCAACAAAAUGUAUAUGGCGCUCCUCCUCUUCCUGUGCCAACUGCGCCGGCUGUUGUACCACCUCCUCAACCGAACUAUUACCAAAAUUACGGCAUGCCUCCUCCACAACAACAACAGCAGCAACAACCUUAUGGCCAAUCAUAUGGAAUGCCCCCACCAUCUCACGACCAAGGUUAUGCGGCACAGGCCCAAAUCCCUAUCAACCAAAACUACGGUCGCUACCAAAGUUCUGUGUCUGCGCCACCACCUCCACAACAACAACAAAUGCCUCAAGGGUAUGGUCGUUAUCAAGGUGCUCCACCCCCACAGCCUUCUUCCCAAACUCCAAUGGAUCAGCAACAACUAUUGUCUGCUAUUCAAAAUUUGCCUCCAAACGUUGUGUCAAAUCUACUUUCCAUGGCUCAGCAACAGCAACAGCAACCUCACGCUCAACAGCAAUUGGUUGGUUUAAUCCAAUCAAUGCAAGGCCAGGCUCCCCAACAACAGCAGCAACAGCUGGGUGGAUAUGCUUCGAUGAACCCAUCGCCCCCUCCUAUGAAUAAUUACAAUGGUCAAAAUAUGUCUGCAAAAUCUCCAGUCCCACCUAUGCCACAUCAAGGCCAACCCCUGCAGCAACCCCCACAACAGCAACAACAGCAACAACAACCUCCACAUCAGCAACAACCCCCACAACAACAACAUCAUCAGCAACCUGCUGGAAAUAAUGUUCAAAGUCUAUUAGAUAGUUUGGCAAAACUACAAAAAUAG